Molecule: messenger RNA, 861 nt
Organism: Brassica oleracea var. oleracea
Lineage: Eukaryota; Viridiplantae; Streptophyta; Magnoliopsida; Brassicales; Brassicaceae
Exons: 2
Coding region: 1-861 (286 amino acids)
Source: RefSeq, a predicted model, not a curated record
AUGAACUCAGGGAUCACUCUAGUAUGGUCAUCGACGAUCGUCAGAAAGUCCUUGUACCCUUCAAUAGAUGAGGACAAAUUGCACAAUGAGAAAGUGUUUUAUUUUGUGGAAGAGAAUACUCAAGCUGGCUCUUGGAUGUGGAAGAAAAUGCUAAAACUCAGGUUCAUUGCUAAAAGGUUUUAUAAAAGGGAAGUGGGGAAUGGUCGUAAUACGUCGUUCUGGUAUGAUAACUGGUCUUCUAAAGGUACUUUGAUUGAGAUUUUGGGGGAAGGUGGAGUUAUCGAUUUGGGGAUCAGUAAGGAUGCUACUGUUGAGGAGGCAGUCAUAAGAGUUAGACGGAGAAGAAGACGUUAUCGUACUGUGCUGCUUAACGCUAUAGAUACUGAAUUGCUAACUCUGGAGGAGAAGCUGAGUGAAAGUGGGGUUGAUGGUAGUCUAUGGAGGGGUAAAUCGGGGUUUAAGAGAAGAUUUUCAACUAAGGAGACUUGGUUGUUAGUGCGGGAAACUCAUGCUCAAAACUACUGGGCAAAAGGUGUUUGGUUUUCUAAGGCUACUCCAAAAUUUGCUUUCAUGAUCUGGCUUGCGAUGCUUGAUAGACUUUCUACAAUGGACAGAGUAGCAAGAUGGAGUCAGGGGGUGGAUGUUACUUGUGUACUUUGUCGGAGGGAUGCAGAAUCUCGUGACCACCUUUUCUUUUAUUGUUCCUAUACCUCUCAGAUUUGGGAACAUCUUAUGAGUGGUGUGUUGCGUAACUCUUAUACUACGGUUUGGUCUGAGAUUAUAGCUCUUCUUAUGAGGUCAGAUUGGGAUAAGAAGAGAUUAUUCUAUAUAAGGUAUGCAUUCCAAGCAGCUAGAGUUUAA